AUGAGCGACAUUACUGGUCGAAUCGACUAUUCAAUCUGCAUUCACGACAAGCCGCAGCUUUUGUAUUUCAACCUAGGCGGUGGCACGGACGACUCUACAAAGCACAAGGUGGCGUUCCUGCAUUCUGGCAUUGGCGUGAACCUGAUCAUUCUCGAGCCGGAGCUAUGCAUGACGACCCCGCCGCACCACUGGCUCAGCACCGGCGUCAGGAGCCUCGACCACUGCGUUGAGGCGCUGUGCUCGCUCCAAGGCACAGAGACGUCCGACCGCAACGCAGAAGAGGGCUUGAACAAGUGGAAGGACUUCGGCGCCGAGAAAGAAGUCAAACACUUUAUCAAUGGCCCAAGCGGGAAUGUCGAGGAGACUCGGCUUGAGGAGGGGUCAUCUCAUUCACGCACGCGAUUUGAACGCAAGAUGAGGACGCAGCAGGCGGCAAGACAACCAAAAGCAUUGGAAACAUUCGCCGGCUGUCCCUCAUCGCGCAUAUUCCGCAGACCGCCUAGUCUUCCAGGCAGCUUAUGCAUCAGAACGCAUGUCGAUGUACACGAAAAGGAGAGUAAUGACGAACUCGUCCGCGUCGACAUCAAGAUCAGCGCCGAUGGAGGAGCUUCCGCAGGGCCCGAUAAAGUACACGCUGUCAUGAACCUACUCGGCCACUCCCUCCAGCCUUUUCUGGCAGUCCCCAGCCGGGCCCAAAGCACCCUGGCUCAGACACUCCAAGGAGCCUGUCAUGGUGGGCAGGUCAUCUGGGACGCGAAAACGGUUCAAGAUUGCCACCAGUCCAUGGUCAAGCUGGAUGCAAUCAUCAAUAUGGGAGAUGGGCGGGGACACGCACAUGGUCCCGCUCGGCUACAAGUGCGAUACGAUGCUCGUGGUGAUAGACAGAUACCCGAAGCUGCUGAGGCACCCGAACGACAAGACUGGAUUUUGGUCGAGCACAUCCAUUUCCACGGGCAACAUGCCAAAGUUCGCCUGAUCCGCGUCCAAAGAUAUCCGUCAGUCGGCCGUAAAGCAUUUGAAGGGGGAAUUUGGGCGAGCACGUCCAUUUCUAUGGGACAACAUGGCGAUGCUCGCCUGCUACAGGUCCAAAGAUAUCCGCUAGUCGGCCGCAAAGCACUUGAAAGGUGCAUUGGGCCCGAAGGCAUGAUGUACAGCGACGAGCUGGUAGGACCGACACUGCCUGGAUCAUAUUCUGAAGCAAGCAAGCAAGCAAGAAAGCAAGCAAAACCCUCCUGA
This is a messenger RNA of Fonsecaea pedrosoi CBS 271.37, 1236 nucleotides long. RefSeq lists its product as uncharacterized. The record is from RefSeq and is a predicted model, not a curated record. Gene Ontology annotation, molecular function: metal ion binding; oxidoreductase activity. The coding region runs from base 1 to 1236 and encodes 411 amino acids. The transcript has 4 exons. Lineage: Eukaryota; Fungi; Ascomycota; Eurotiomycetes; Chaetothyriales; Herpotrichiellaceae.